Drosophila obscura is the source of this 1654-nucleotide messenger RNA. RefSeq names its product organic solute transporter alpha-like protein. The record is from RefSeq and is a predicted model, not a curated record. Gene Ontology annotation, molecular function: transporter activity. NCBI's taxonomy places the organism in Eukaryota, Metazoa, Arthropoda, Insecta, Diptera, Drosophilidae. The transcript is spliced from 4 exons. The coding region runs from base 515 to 1498 and encodes 327 amino acids. Gene Ontology annotation, biological process: transport.
GCGCGAGCGAACAAGACACGCGCGCGGCAUCCAAGUGCACAACAAAGUACAGACAGAGCAUUAAAAUAGAGAAACAAAUAGAAAGAGAUACAGUGGAAGACACAGUGGAAGACACCGAGAAAGAAACACCGAUUGGGAGAGAGAGAGAGAGUGCGAGUGUGAUCAAACAAAAAGAGAAACAGCCAACAACAGCUGCUUGAAUAAAAGUACGAAAAUUAUACGAAAUUUCAACAAAGAGUACAAAGUAUUUGGCUUACCAGCACCCUCACUUCAAAGGUCUGUAACAGAUUGUGGCAACUCUAAAGAUACAUUUACGAGAGUGCUAAUAAAAGUAAAGUCUGUUAACUGUUUGGCAAAUGCGCGAACAAUGGCAAAGAUGUGAAGUGUAAGCGGAGGCAGAGGCAGAGUAAGAGUGGAGCAGAAACCCAGGAAGUAUUGCACCCAGCUUGCCACCAGCACAGCGAGAGAGAGAGUGAAUUUAUCAUCUUAAAUCCCACUAAAAAACAAAUACACAAUGAAUGCCAGCGAUGAGUGGGGGGAGAUGGUGGAGCCGAACGAGGAGCAGGCAUCGCAGGAGCUGAAUAGUUCAGCCCUGAGUAUUCGCACACAUCCCACAGUCGAAGAGUAUUAUGGCAACAUGACUGCCUUCCUUAGCCUGGCUAUCUUCAUAGCCAGCCUGCUGACCAUCCUCAACAUUUGCAUCUACUCGACCACCGUGUCGCGUCUGAGGCGCCACCUGAACAAGCCACUGCGUACACCCUCCAUACUGAUGGUCAGCCUCUAUCCGAUUAUCUCGCUGGCCGCACUCGUGACCAUACUGGUGCCGUACUCCUGGUUUAUUUGCCACACCGUGAUGCAUGUGAUGUUCAUGGUGGGCGGUCCCAUAUUCCGUACACUGCUCUUCCGCUACGUCGACUCGGAGCAGAACUAUGUGAAGGAGUCGGGCGGAGAGGCGGUGCAGCUGAGCACUCCGCCCUGCUGCUGCUGGUGCCUCUGCCUGCCGUUGGUGGUGCCCACCAAGGCCAAGCUGUGCAUCUCCCGUUACAUGGUCUGGCAGAUGCCCUUCUGGCAGGGCUCCAUAAUGCUGGUGAUGAACAUCCUGUACUAUCGGGACAUUCAGCUCUACCGCCAAGUGAUGUACUUCUUCAUACCCUUCAUCGUCAGUUCGAUUGUGCUCGGCGCUUGGUCCCUCCAGAUCACAGUGCGAAUGAUAUCAAAGCUGCGCGGCGAUUAUCAGUUGCGGAAGAAGAUGUUCUGCCUCCAGCUGGUUGUGAUGCUCUGCAAGCUGCAGUAUCUGGUGCUUUACGAUCAGCUCGACGGCAUCAAAAUGGGCGGAGAGUAUCCCAUCAAUCACACUGUCUACAAGCAAACCAUCAUCAAUAUAUUGAUACUGGUGGAAAUGGUCUUGGUUUCCAUGAUGGCGCAGAGCGCCUAUCGCACACCCAUACAAGUGCAAGUCGAUGAGGUCAACAAGGACAAGGAAAUCACUCGCAUUUGAGUGACAGAGAGAGGGAGGGUCAGACAACAGUUAGUAGCAACAAAUUGUGAUAAUUUCAAUAAAGAAUAUGUAGUUAAAUGUAGUCGGAAAAUGUCUAUUCUGUAGCCAUCCAUCUUAGCCAAGCGUCAAUCCAAAAAAAAAAUAAAGUACAUCUCC